Messenger RNA from Wasmannia auropunctata (little fire ant), 2103 nucleotides. RefSeq names its product serine/threonine-protein kinase NLK (gene nmo). The record is from RefSeq and is a predicted model, not a curated record. The annotation marks the transcript as partial. Gene Ontology annotation, cellular component: cytoplasm; nucleus. Gene Ontology annotation, molecular function: ATP binding; MAP kinase activity. Gene Ontology annotation, biological process: intracellular signal transduction; protein phosphorylation. Lineage: Eukaryota; Metazoa; Arthropoda; Insecta; Hymenoptera; Formicidae. The transcript is spliced from 9 exons.
GGCUGUCACGGACCCGAGGGAUGGUAGGAGAGUAGCCUUAAAAAAACUGCCGAACGUCUUUCAAAGUCUCGUGAGCAGCAAGCGAGUCUUCAGGGAGCUGAAAAUGCUUUGCUUCUUCAAACACGAUAACGUCCUUUCCGCGCUGGAUAUCCUUCAGCCGCCGCAUCUGGACUUCUUCCAAGAGAUAUACGUGAUCACCGAGCUGCUCCAGAGCGACCUGCACAAGAUCAUCGUGAGCCCGCAGCAUCUCAGCCCGGACCACAUCAAGGUCUUCCUUUAUCAGAUUCUACGAGGCCUCAAGUACCUUCACUCGGCCCGAAUUCUCCACAGGGACAUCAAACCCGGGAACCUCCUAGUGAACAGCAACUGCGUAUUAAAAAUCUGUGAUUUCGGAUUGGCCCGGGUGGCGGAGCCCGACCAGAACGUCCACAUGACCCAGGAAGUGGUGACACAGUAUUAUCGCGCGCCGGAAAUCCUGAUGGGCGCGCGGCACUACACCGCCGCGGUGGAUGUGUGGAGCGUCGGGUGCAUCUUCGGCGAGCUCCUACGCCGGCGGAUCCUCUUCCAGGCCCAAAGCCCCGUGCAACAGCUCGAAUUAAUCACGGAGUUGCUCGGCUCGCCCACUCUCGAGGAGAUGAGGUAUGCGUGCGAGGGCGCGAAGUCUCACAUGCUGAGAAGGGCGCAGAAGCCGCCGUCGCUGGCGACCCUGUACAAUCUUAGCAGCCAAGCGACGCACGAGGCCGUCCACUUGCUCUGUCAGAUGCUAGUCUUCGAUCCCGACAAGAGGAUCACCGUAGUGGACGCCUUGGCGCAUCCUUAUCUGGACGAGGGACGGCUUCGAUAUCAUUCGUGCAUGUGCACAUGCUGUUACACGACGAGCGCCGGUAUGAGACAGUACAGGGUGGAUUUCGAGCCUUCGGCCGCCCAUCCGUUCGACGAUCUCUGGGAGCGAAAGCUCACGAGCGUGCAGCAAGUGAAAGAGGAGAUGCACAAAUUUAUAGCGGAGCAGCUGAACACGUCGCGAGUGCCGCUCUGCAUUAAUCCGCAGUCCGCGGCGUUCAAGAGCUUCGCGAGCUCCACGGUGGCUCACCCUUCGGAAUUGCCACCCUCUCCACACCAGUGGGAAUAAAAAGUCUUCCCCGUUCCCGUCCCCGAGAUAGACCGUCGAGGGUGACGACUCCGUGUCGCGCUCCAAGAAGAGAAGAGGAGGGAUCCUCGCCGACCGGAAGAUAGUAAGUCACCGAUAACAAGAAGAAAGAAAAAGGAGGAAGAAGGAAAAACCGGGGAACUGGACUGGAAGCUGCGGAGAGAAGAGCCAAGAGAGACAAUAGACUGCCGCACACUGUAGCCUCAAUUUUCGACUAGCUGAUACAUAUACAUGCACGGGAUAUCGCGAGGGAUGCGUAGAAAAAUGGUAGGAACGUUUGACUUCGAAGAAUUUAGUGUUUCUUCGAUUUAUCCCCGAAAUGCAUUCCUCAAUGACGUUAAGAAUCGCUCGAUUUUUUAAAAUGCUUUUUUUAUUUUUUAAGAAAUUGAAAGUAUUCUUCGGAAAUGCUAAAUUGUUGUAAAUAUUGAAUAAAUACGCGCGAAUAAAUAUUUCCGAUUUUCGCGUAGAAAACAUUCAUUUCAAGAAACUUUGGAGAAACUAGUCUUGUAGAUUUCUGCUUGUUCCUUAUAAAAGAGAGUUGAAAGUUCUUUCAAUUUUUUCUCAGGGACAUGUACCUCUCGAAAGGAAACGGAAGUCUUCUUCCAUUUUUCUUUGGAAAUGCAUUUCUAGAUACUCUUUUUUUCCCGGAUCUGUCUCUAACGAGCUUUCUCCUCGUAACUCUCAAUAAUAAUUUAAUCAAAAGAUUAAAUAGAUUAUUUAACGACGGCAUUAAAGCGUGAAUAGACAAUAAGAUCCUGUUUCACGGUAUAUUCGAAUUUAAAUUUAAUUUAUACCUAAGCAGGAAUUUUUCCCCCCCGUUGGAUUACUAAAUUUUCUUUGAAUUCGUGGAACAUUGUGAUUAUCUCGUGUUUACUUUUAAGUGACACUCACGGGAUCCGAAGAGAAUUCUGAGAAUACUCAGGAUCAAUAUUGAGGAUUAAAAAUGAUGAAAGAAA